Molecule: messenger RNA, 1610 nt
Organism: Acanthoscelides obtectus
Lineage: Eukaryota; Metazoa; Arthropoda; Insecta; Coleoptera; Chrysomelidae
Source: the annotation of a GenBank genome assembly
CGCGCAUGUCAGCGAAGAGCGAAACUUGAUUGCUCAUUGGUCGACAAACUGGUUGACGCUUGAGCUUCGAGCCAUAUUUUGAGUGAAAAAUGAAAAAAGAAAAAAACAAGAAUUUCAAACUAGACACCACAAAAUUGACCAGUGAUUUGUACAAAUUUUGCUAGUACUUCCAUGCAGUCGUCCUUUAUCAGUGAAUUGAACCGUGUGCAAUGUUGAACCAGGUCCCUGUAGAAGCUGUUUACUCGGCCACAUAUGUGGAAAACUAUCUGGAUUGUGUGGAAAAUCUACCAGACGAAUUGCAAAGACUGAUCUCUAGAAUGAGGGAGCUGGACGUCAACUAUCUGGCCAAAGUCAGGGAAGUGGCAAUGCAAACAGAGAAUUUCUCAAAUCUUCGUAAUGACCCUUCAAAGAAGGCAAAGAGCUUUUUGAGGAUGCAACAUGCUUUGAUUGCAGCUCAGGAAUUGGGCGAUGAGAAAAUGAGUCUCCUGCAGUCUAUCCUCGAUAAAAUUGAGUUUAAAACCAGAUUGUUGGACCAGGAUUUCAAGAAUCUAGACUUUGGCAAAGAAGAGCAGAACCAGAUAGAAAAUAAAGAGCAGCAGUCACCUUUGAAUACAACUCCAGCUACCAGUAAUACUUCUUUAACAAAUGGUGAAAGGCCAACUAAAAGAGCUAGGAGGACAAGACACGACACUUUUUCAGGCUUGGAGAAUAAUCAUAGUGAGCAGAAUCCUUCUGAACACACUCUACGUAGUCAGGUACCGUCUAGUACUUCUUCUUCAACAGUCACCAAGAAACAAACCACCACUAAAAAGAAGAAACGCAAAUCGCGCCAAGCUGCCCAAGUACCUAAAGAAGAGUCUCCACCUAGAGAAGAAGAAGCUGUUAUAGACCCAGAUGAACCUACAUACUGUCUCUGUGAUCAAAUCUCCUAUGGAGAGAUGAUCAUGUGUGAUAAUGACCUGUGCCCCAUUGAAUGGUUCCACUUUUCAUGUGUCACUCUGACCACCAAGCCGAAAGGCAAGUGGUUCUGUCCAAAAUGCAGGGGGGACAGGCCAAACAUCAUGAAGCCCAAGGCUCAAUUCUUGAGAGAGUUGGAGAAGUACAAUAAGGAGAAGGAGGAGAAGACGUAAUGCUGCUAGCAAGCUUUUAUUUUGUAAGUUUUAAAUGCAGAUUUUUGUAUGUCUUAUUUAUGUUUUAUUGUCGAAACAAACUUUCUUGAUAUUGCUGUAUAAUAUGUAAGUGUAAGCUAGGCGAUAGAUUUUAUUGGAGUUCACUAAAUAAAUACUUUUAUAUUAUUAAGAAUUUAAUAUCAGUCUUUUAGUUUUCUUUGUGACCUCUUCAUACCAUACAGGAUAGGCAAAGAACAAAUUGAAGUAUUUAAUGUGUAUGAGAGAAAUAGAAACAGAACACGUGUUGGAGCGAGAGCGCGAAUGACAACAACGGUUCUGUGGAUGUUUCAUUCGCGUAAAAUGCUGCUAAUUGAUAAUUUUAAAAAUCAUGAAAAAUCGCAAGUGAAAGUUUUGCGAUUCCUGUAACUUGUAUGUAUGUGGUGAUACUAUCCUCUUGAAAUAUUAUGUUUGAAUCGCCGCCUUGUAAUUGAAUGAUUGACA